UUCUACGACGCUUACCAUGACUACUAGCCUCAUUCACGCCGCAGAGGCAUGGGAUAUGCCUCGAUGAUAUCUGAAGCAGGGGAUGGAUACAACGUAUAUAACGACGUCGACAACACAAAGAUUUGACAUUAUCUCUACUGUGUAUGCAUCUUCUAUUCAGCACGACUUGGAACCAGCAAAUACAACUAUUUCACUUCUUCAAGCAUCUUUAUAUCAAAGAAUAUUAGCGAUUCGUCCACGAUGAGGGUGACCUCGCCACUAUGGUUAUUGUAUGGCUCCCUCAGCAUUGUUCAAGUGUCCGCGUCGUCGGACGAGAAUGUUAGGGCAUCAAUGGCGAAGAGUGGUCAUUGCCCCUAUUUUUAUGAGGGAGCACGAAGUUGGGAUCCCUUGGACACGUGUAACACAUACUGUGACAAUCAUGGCGGCCACGGCUACGCUGAGUGUGAUCGAAGCGCGUAUAACGACUUCAAUUUCGACGGGUAUAGAAGCUAUACGAAAGACGAAAAGGGUAACAAGUAUGUACCAGCGACGUGCAAAUGCCAAAACGAGGUUGUUGAAGCGUUCAGCAACGAGUUGAUCGAUUUCAUAGCCAGAGGCUUAGAGAAACUUGACGAUGUUCUAUGCCAAGUCGUGCUGAGUGCUGUCGACUUUCUCAUCGAAGGGGCCAUCACGGCUCUUCCAGGGGGCCAGAUUGUCAGAGGAGCUUCGUGGGCUGUUAAAGCGGCUAAAUCUGUUGCUGAGAAUGGUAUGACCGCAACCGACCUUUUUGGCGGUUGGGUCUCCCAGGCUUGCAAGCCGGCGGAGCCCAUGAACAUAGACCUACUUGGCUCAACGGUAUAUCCUAAGCUUCUUGACGCACCCGACGCGGAAUUCGGUGCCAGCGUUGGAUGUGUAAAGAAGAAGGGGUCCUGCAAGCAACCUGACAAGAAGCCCCCUGCCAACAAGGAUGGCGGGAAACCUACGGGUAACAAGGAUGACACGAAGCCUACGCCUACAAAUAAGCCCUCAGAAACGAACAAACAGGCAACACAGACGGCCGACCGUACGAAGCAGGUGACCGACCCUCCCAAAACUAAUACAGGGACCAAGGAACCAACCAGGACGAACCAGUCUAGCGCAUCCAAGACAGCUAGUAGCGACAAAGAGAGCGAGACCGAUUGUGCACCAUGCCGUAGUCAGAAGGUCAAGAAAGAUGCUUUGGAGGCUAGAUGGGGGAUGAUGUAUGGACGGGCCGGCCCCCAGUGUGCCGUGGUCGAGGAGGACGACCCGGAAGCCUGCAACAUCGAUGAUGGGAAGUCCCUCAAUGCCAGAGGCAAAAAAAAGGGCUCAGGCAAAGAAAACGCAGUCGAAUUAGUAUCGAAAUUUACCAUCAGUUUUGGUAAAUACGCUCCCUGCGCCAAAGCCAUGCGGGAACCAGAAAUCGCCAAGGCAUUCCUGAUCAAGAACGAUGAAUGCAAGACUACUGGCAUUCGGCAGAUUGACCCCUUGUCUAAGGACCCUAGGGUUAUAAGUAAUUUCCCCACAAUGAACACUUACAAGUACCAUACCGAACAUGUAUUCGAAGCACAGACAAUCUCUCAGUUCUACGUAUGGCUGGCUGACGGCAAUGACGUUGGAACCCACAAGAAACCAAGCAAAGACUGGGUCGAAAAGGUGCUUGCGAAGCAGGACCCUAAGAACUUCAUGAUCAAGAGCGUGGGCAGAAGCCCGGGCAAGCUGGGAACCCAGACGAAUGGGGAUUACUUACAGACAGUGAUAGCAUAUGGCUUUGGGAGAUCCGACGGCGCAGAGGGGUACUACCGUAGGGAGAAGGCGGUGGCACAGAAAGACCUUGCUGUCCUUCAGGCUAGCAUCAACUCGAAGAAGGGAAAGUUCUUUGAGAAAGGCAUCAUGCCACAAAGCUUCAGGGCAAAAUACAAUAAAGACGUUCAAUCGGCACGGAAUGAAGUCCGAGAGGCCGUUGCGGUGUUCCGGUACUUGGGGAAGCACAUCGAGUCGCCCACCAAAGACUCCAUCUGGAACAAGUAUAUGCGCGUGUCUAACUGGAUCGACCACACCAUGCACGAGUUCGACAAGCAGUACCCCUGGGGCGACAAGAACAACCACCCGGGCGAGCCCCAGCGCACGGGGCAGAACGCGAAGCUGAAACCCUCGCUGCGCGCGCUCUAUGCCGAGUUUAUAGACCGCGAGCUCGAGCGGAUCGAGAAGGUGGCAGAGCAGUGGUCCAACGAAGUCAAGACCAACUACCCGAAAAUCAACAACCACGACAAGGAGAAGGACCACAAGGAGUGGAUGAAAGCAGCGUUCGGCGGCCCCAAGGGCAAGGGGUUCGCCACCCCCGACAGGUUGAAGCUCCCGCGCCCGAAUGUCGGACCUAAUGUCAGCAAGUUCGGAGCUUGGGGCUACGAGGACAUGACCUUUGAUGCUGCUGGGAAGAAGCUGCAGCCCUACAUUGGACCCCCGCCGCCGCUAUAGAGAAUAUUCGGCAACGUGUGUGCUUAUGCACGAUAUAUGUGUUGAAUAUGUCAUACGAUUUCCUAGGUUAUUUACAUGUACUUAGGUAUAGAUAGAUUACUGUUAUCAUGGUGGUUGUAUAUAGUUGGGGUAAAUAGGGGU
Hypoxylon fragiforme is the source of this 2616-nucleotide messenger RNA. RefSeq lists its product as uncharacterized. Bases 241 to 2475 code for a protein of 744 amino acids. The transcript is spliced from 4 exons. The record is from RefSeq and is a predicted model, not a curated record. Lineage: Eukaryota; Fungi; Ascomycota; Sordariomycetes; Xylariales; Hypoxylaceae.